This is a messenger RNA of Kwoniella shivajii, 933 nucleotides long. RefSeq lists its product as uncharacterized. The transcript is spliced from 7 exons. The record is from RefSeq and is a predicted model, not a curated record. Bases 1 to 933 code for a protein of 310 amino acids. Lineage: Eukaryota; Fungi; Basidiomycota; Tremellomycetes; Tremellales; Cryptococcaceae. Gene Ontology annotation, molecular function: oxidoreductase activity.
AUGACUUACAGUCCAGAUAUCCCUAUCAAGGUAACUCGCAUAGCUCUCAAGGGAGCUCGCGAGUGGCAAGGACGUCAGUUCCCACUUGCUUAUCAGGUAAGCGGUGCCGAGCCGCCGACACUCGAAGACAGCACAGCGUUCUUGCGAGAAUUGGGAGCGUCCGGAGAGCUGACCAGGCUGCUUCAAGAGCAUGGUGGAGUGUUGUUUCGAGGAUUCGGCUCACCCUCUGCAGAAACGUUCUCCACCCUUGUGAAUGCGGCGGAGCGGGGGAGAAAGAACAUGCCUUAUGAGCAAGUCGGACUUGCUGGUAAAAGAACCAUUCAAGCUCCUGAGGUGUUCACGGCAAACGAAGGUCCUGAAACUCAGCGUUUUUUCCUUCACAACGAGUACGCUCGUUAUACGAGGUAUCCCGGCUUCAUUCAUUUUUAUUGCGAAAUCGCCCCCGUUACUGGUGGUGAAUCACCGGUCGGGAACAGCUUGGAGAUGUUUGAACGUAUCAACGCCGAAAUUCCUGAUUUCGUAGAGGAAGUUCAGAAGCGGGGAUUGAGUAUGACCCAGAUCUAUCCCGCACCGUAUGAGAACGACGGCAAGUCAAAUUACUUUGACUAUACUGGUGUGGAUACCUUUGGCCACACUCUUCAACCGGGUGACGAACCAACAACCGUUAGAAGAAAGGUCGAGGAACAAGUACGUCGGCUCACGGACGACUUUGAGUGGUUGGAGGACGGCAGCAUCAAGGUGGUGCAGCACGUAUCCGCUGCUAAUCGAUACCUUGGUCAUCCCAACUGGUUCAACGGUCUUUCGGGUCGACACGGAACGGCUACCUUUAUGAAUGCAGUAGAACCCCCCUACAAAGGCACGGAUGGAAAGACCUAUCCACCGGCACGGUACACGGACGGCACCGAAAUUCCACGGACAAUAGAGAUAUGUUGA